AUGCCGGACCUGUCCACGUUCGACGGCCGCUGGUCCACGUUCUGUAGCUUAGAUGAAGAUGAAAAAGAUGAUGAAGAUGAUGAAGAUGAAGAAGAUGACGAAUAUGGAGAUGAAGAAGAGGAUGAAGAAGAAGAUGAAUAUGAAGAAGAAUAUGAAGAAGAGGAAGAAGAAGAUGAAGAUGAAGAAGAUAUGUCAAAAUAA
This is a messenger RNA of Knipowitschia caucasica, 201 nucleotides long. The record is from the annotation of a GenBank genome assembly. Lineage: Eukaryota; Metazoa; Chordata; Actinopteri; Gobiiformes; Gobiidae.